AUGGCUGAUGAAGAAGGAUGGCGCAUAGAAGUUCCAGGGCCGUGUAUUUCCGAACUAACUGAUAUUGGCGGAAGACGAUGCCACGACGUUAAUGAAACAAAAUGUUUAUUUUCCCAACUUGGUUCAGAUCCUAGCGGGAACGGAACAGGAUCAGGAUACUACACUCAAAAGGAUUAUAUUGACAUCUUACGUGCAGCAAAGUUUAGAAACAUUGAAAUAAUUCCAUCAAUAAAUAUGGCUAAUCGGGCACGCGCUGCUAUUGUGGCCAUGAAUGCAUAUUCUAAACGUACAAAAAAUUACGAUAUGGCUCUAAUGGACGUUACCAAUGCACCAUUAUAUUUGAGUGACAGUUUGUAUAGUGAUAAUGCUAUAAAUCCAUGUAUGCCAUCAACAUAUAGGUUCCUUGACCGUAUCAUUAAAACAUUAAAAGCUUACCACAAAGAUGCUGGUCAUCCCCUUAAACUGUUCAAUGUAGGUGGUGAUGAUUCUCCACGAGCUGCAUGGCUUAAUUCUACAUACUGCGUUGAUUUAGGAAUAGUCGAUCCCGAUCCAUGGAUGAGAAUUAAAGUCAAUUAUACCACGAACUUGGCUAACUUAGCAAGAGCUAAUGGAGUUAACUUAGGAGCAUAUGAAGAAUUUUUUGUCGCUUUCCCAACACUGGAUCCGCUUGGUGGUCCACUCACACCCUUUUCGAGGUCACGUUUUCCGAAGGAAGUCGAAAUUUAUGUUACAACAAGAAAUACUCAGACAGAUACCUUGCUAAAGAGAGCAUUUGUUUUCGCCAACAACAGUUAUAAUGUAAUUCUGUCGCCCUCGAAUUUCAUGGCUUUAGAUCACGUGAGUGAACCUGAUCCAAGUCUUCCUGGCGAUUAUUGGGCUACAAGAUACAUCAAUAUAUCAAAGAUCUUUGGCUAUGCUCCAGAUAACUUCUGCUGUAACUUCAGACCAGAUAAAUUUAAUUAUGUUUCUACAAGAACUGAUGAAAUGGAAAACUAUGGUUGCUUGGAUGACAUUUAUUGUGAUUUUCCAAUUGGAAAAGCACUCGUAGAUAGAAUAUAUUCUAAUUUGAAAGGAAUGCAAACCCAGGUAUGGACUACAAAAAUCAGAAGUGAAGAACAUUUAUUUCAGCUACUUAUGCCAAGGUUGAUCGCUUUUGCUGAAAGGGCAUGGCAUAAAGCUCCAUGGGAGUCCACUUACCAACCAAGAAUAAACCUCCGACGUGGUUUCCCAAGACCUGAUUUAGAAGCCCAAGAAAAAGAUCUUGUUGAACUAUUGAGUAUUAUUGGACAUAAGGAAUUUGAUAGGUUGGCAGACCAUGGUAUUCAGCCAUUUAUGCCUCCUCCAGGAGCAAGAAUCCUAACCGUCAAUGAACCAGCCGUAAAUGGGAAACCAGGCAAAGCAAGAAAAAUUUUACAAACGGACAGGUCAUAUCCAGCAUUUGCACAGCAAGUGAUCUCACAAAAUAAAUGGCAAGAUAUCAAACCAGCAACAGAUAUUUCAAAUUUAAAGAUGACUGAACUUAAAUUUAGAGCAAGAAAUAAUGAUACGACUAAAUUUAGCAAAGUAACAACUCUAAAAGUUGAGGAAUCGAAAUCUCUACAACAAAGACUAUUUGAUGCUGGAUACUGGACACCUCCACAACAAAUCCGUGGUCCACGUGCAGGAUAAAAUAUCCAAACAUAUUACCUCUGUGCUGCUUGAGCUCUUCUCUGACACAAAAUUUAUCAAUUUAAUCGUUGUAGUGGUUUUUUUUUUGCUUUUAAGUGUCAAAACAAGCCUCAUUAUGUGUUCUGGGUUUGCGAUUUCAACAAUUUGUCAAAUAAUUGGACAUUAAAUGUGUCAAAGUAGACAUGACGAAUCUGAACAAUCGACAUCCGGUUUUCAUUGCUCAUUAAUCAUGGUCAUAAAAGUGUUUCAUCUAUGGUCAUGUGAGUGUAUGCCUUCAAACAUGUGUAAUUGUGGUGAUUGUAAUGUUCAUAAAUCAUGUGAAUAAAAAUUAUAAAAAAUGA
Messenger RNA from Mytilus californianus (California mussel), 2009 nucleotides. RefSeq names its product beta-hexosaminidase-like. Bases 1 to 1668 code for a protein of 555 amino acids. The transcript is spliced from 8 exons. The record is from RefSeq and is a predicted model, not a curated record. Gene Ontology annotation, cellular component: membrane. Gene Ontology annotation, molecular function: beta-N-acetylhexosaminidase activity. Lineage: Eukaryota; Metazoa; Mollusca; Bivalvia; Mytilida; Mytilidae. Gene Ontology annotation, biological process: glycosaminoglycan metabolic process; carbohydrate metabolic process; ganglioside catabolic process.